Molecule: messenger RNA, 1116 nt
Organism: Megachile rotundata (alfalfa leafcutting bee)
Lineage: Eukaryota; Metazoa; Arthropoda; Insecta; Hymenoptera; Megachilidae
Gene: sta
Product: stubarista 40S ribosomal protein SA
Biological process (GO): translation
Cellular component (GO): ribosome; small ribosomal subunit
Molecular function (GO): structural constituent of ribosome
Source: RefSeq, a predicted model, not a curated record
CCCCUUCUUUUUAUAGCACAGAUGUGAAACGUGGUACUUCCUUUCCGACUGGAAAUCUCCUAGUGGCGUUGAUAACGUUAAUCGUAAUUCAACCAUAACGUUAAAAUGUCAGGAGGUUUAGAUGUAUUAGCCCUCAAAGAGGAUGAUGUUACCAAAAUGUUGGCUGCAUUUACCCACUUGGGUGCAGAAAACGUGAACUUCCAAAUGGAACAAUAUGUCUAUAAAAAGAAAAAUGAUGGUGUCAGCAUCAUAAAUUUACGUCACACAUGGGAAAAGUUACUCUUAGCAGCACGUGCUAUUGUAGCUAUUGAACAUCCAAGUGAAGUUUUUGUCAUCAGUUGUCGUCAAACUGGCCAGAGAGCUGUUUUGAAAUUCGCACAGCACACUGGAGCUACACCUAUUGCUGGACGUUUCACGCCUGGUGCUUUCACCAAUCAGAUCCAGUCUGCCUUCCGUGAACCCCGUCUUCUGAUCGUAACUGACCCAUCCACCGACCAUCAGCCAAUCACUGAGGCCAGUUAUGUGAACAUUCCAGUAAUUGCAUUCUGUAAUACUGAUUCACCUCUCCGUUUCGUCGACAUCGCUAUUCCCUGCAAUACAAAAAGUCUUCAUUGCGUGGGUCUUAUGUGGUGGUUGUUGGCGAGAGAAGUGCUCAGACUGAGGGGUUCUAUCGCUCGCGAAAGCAAAUGGGACGUUGUCGUUGAUUUGUUCUUCUACAGAGAUCCAGAAGAGGCCGAGAAGGAAGAACAGGCCGCUAAAGAGAUUGCACCAGCUAAAGAUUUCACAGGACCAGUUGAAGUUGCAGCUACUGCAGAACCCGGUUGGGUCAACGAAGUCGACGCAGGUGCAGUCACUACUGAAAACUGGGCCGACGAUGUUGCAACACCAACCGCCGCAGCUACUGCUAUUCCUGCUGCGACUGCUGCACCAGCAUUCCAAACUGGUGGAGACUGGGCUGCACAGACUUCAGAAGAGUGGUCUACAAGCACACAACCUACUACUGGUCAAAGUUGGGGAGGUGCUACCACAGAAAAGUGGUAAUUUUAUCCUCUUUGACUGUUUCAUACACUGACAUAUUUUGUACAGUGAACAAAAUAAAACGACUAAAAAUCGGAA